GAAGAGAUUGCAGCAGAGGGUGAGAGUGGUGCCGCAGAGCAGAAGCACACCGCCUCCCCAUAGGCAGUAGGCCGAAGGAGUUGAAGAGUUUCCACUACGCCCUGUGUGCACACAACAGACACGGAGGGGUUAAAUGCGAUUUAACUCCGGCUAUAACUGGUUCCUGGGCGCCCCUCGCCGAUCCCAGAAUCGUGCAAAACCUUCGGAGGUCCGGGGACGUGAAAGCCCCGGUUGCCGGGGUUUGCGCUAGAGCUUCUGUUUCACCGUUUAUAUUACUGACUCCUCGAAACUCUCAGCGCCAGGGGUCGGGCGCACAGACCCUGGGGUGCCUGCUCCGCCACUCUCUCUGCUGCAGCUGUUUUUCUCUCGCUGCAUGUUUAGGACCCAGAGUUAAACGAGAGGAGGAGCCUUCGCUGCAGUGAGCUUGAGCCCAGCCUGUUUACCAAAGGAGAAAAUAACAAGACAUCUGCCAACUGCAAAGCAGGGGCCGAGGCCAAAGCGGAGCGAGACAGGGAGCAGCGUUCCCAGAUUGCUGAGACUUCCACGGCUACUUCUUCAGCCUUUGCUGGUGCCCGGUUGGAUCAAGGAUGCUGGACGGGGUGCAAGCUUUGCUUCUCAGCGCCGCGCUGCUAACAGCAGCGUCUGCCACCGAAGUCUCCGAGGAUCACAGCAACUGCCGGAACCCCGACGGCGAUGCGGCCCCCUGGUGCUACGUGAGCGGCGAGGCCGGCAUCCCGGAGCGGAGCCCCUGCGACAUCGCCCCCUGUCCAGGUGUUACCUCCUCCACAGAGACUCUGGUCCCUACAGUUGCGGCUGAGGUAUCUCCGGGGAUAGACCAGGUAUUUGAACCAGCUGAUACUUUACCAGCCCGGAGCGAGGCAGCUGCGGUGCAGCCCGUCAUUGGGAUCAGUCAGAGAGUCCGGAUGAACUCCAAGGAAAAGAAGGACUUGGGAACAUUAGGCUAUGUGAUGGCCUUAAUCAUGAUGGUGAUAAUCAUUGCCAUUGGAGCUGGCAUUGUUGUGGGCUACAUCUACAAAAGGGCCAAAGACUUGAAGGAGCAGCACGAGCAGAACGUUUAUGAGCGGGAAAUGCAGCGCAUCACCCUUCCACUUUCUGCCUUCACGAACCAGGCCUGUGAGCUUGUGGAUGAGAACACGAUAGAAGUGCACACCAACCAGACCCCUGUGGAGGAGGCACAUGAUGGCAAUGCACCUCUCAUAGGCCAGGCAGGUACUCCUGGUGCCUGAGGAGCUAGGGUCAGGAGAGGCACAGGUUGAAAUGAUUGAGGCUAAGACCCCAGUCUCUUGUUUUGGGAGUGGGGGGUUCAUUUGUAUUUUUUUGUUGAUGAAUUCCAGCAAAUGACAGGACUUGGAGAUGCACUGAAAUGGGGCGGUUCAUUGUGUGGCUAGCAGGACUUGUUCCACCUGGGGACUGGUGCAACCCCUUUCAUCUCCAGGCAUUACUACAGCAGUGGAGGGGGAGUGGUUUCCCAAGCUAGCAAUGUGCCAGUGUAGCCCCACACUUCAGAAUGGGAACUCUCAACAUCCUCUUUUUCUGUUCCCUUCCCUUUUGACAAGUGUUAGAUGCAUUUCAGCCUGUAAGCUGAUGCAGCAGCAGUAUCAGACAGGGGGGAGCUUUACAGCAGGGUUAUGUAGACUAUGAAUGUAGUUUUACAUUUUACUUUAAUAGGAGAAAAGCUGUCUUGGGCAAAUUUCUUUUAGAGAAGGGGAAGAGUCAACUGCCAACUAUCAGUAUGGGCAAGUGAAGAGCUCGGUUUCAGCUGGGAGACAGAAGGUUUUGGUUAAAGGGGAGGGAGAUGGUUAGCCCCAAUGCAUUGCUUAAGAGAUCUCGCUCCAGCUGCUCAUAAAGCAAAGUCUUCCAGUGCCCAGGACCCAUUCCCACUCUCCUUGGCUGGUACAACAGGAGCCUGGUUCCAGAGCAUCGAGCUGGGCUGUCUGCUAGGGCAGGAGAGGAGCAGGAGUAUUUCAAAAGUGGAGGGAAGGUAGACAACCCCUCACUCAGCUUCAGGGAGAGUGGCCAAGUACUCUUUGCUGCUUAAAGGGAUAGUAGCCAUUUCUGAAUUCCUUUCAGACUUUCCCCAGGGAGGUGUAUUUCCAGCAACCAAGAGUUUAAACCAGUCCUAGGGUGAAUGCAACUGGAAAGAUAAAACAGCUGCCCUAUUGCAGGGACAUCAAGGCCUGGUGCAUGCUGUUCUGUGUCCCUUGCAGAGGCUGCAGGAGAGGUCACACUGCAGGGGUUGUUUAUCCAAACUGGCCCAUCUAGAUAAAGAUUUUAGGGCACGUAUAUGAGCAAGAAGCACUUGGUUCUCAGAGUGGGGUGGUUCAUAAUCUGUGUAGGACUAAUUCAGAGAAAUGCACAUCCCCAUCUUUGCAGCAGGGUUCAAGCCAUCCAAAUAAGGUUUUCUACCCAUCUACUUUAAGGAGAUUUAUGGAGUAGAGAUUAAGUGUUGAUGUUUAAGAUGGUACAGAAAAGGGAAAAUGUUUUUUUAAAAGCCUUUGAAUACCAUUUCUUUGUAAAUAUUUUAAAUACCUCAUAAUAAAAUAAAGAUGCAGAUCGUGCUACCUUGUAUUAAAGCUUAAAAA
Molecule: messenger RNA, 2603 nt
Organism: Chrysemys picta bellii (western painted turtle)
Lineage: Eukaryota; Metazoa; Chordata; Testudines; Emydidae
Gene: PIK3IP1
Product: phosphoinositide-3-kinase interacting protein 1
Biological process (GO): negative regulation of phosphatidylinositol 3-kinase/protein kinase B signal transduction
Molecular function (GO): signaling receptor binding; endopeptidase activity; phosphatidylinositol 3-kinase catalytic subunit binding
Source: RefSeq, a predicted model, not a curated record